UCCUUCAGUCCCGGGGUCUUAUCGCCACUACCCAGCGCACCUUUUUUUACAGCUUUUGAGACAACUUACAUAUAGUCUAUAAGUUCAGUUGUUAUUAAAGCGAAAACAUUUUUAUGCUGAAAACAGAUUUUGGACGAUACGAGGAGGGUGGCACAAAGUUGCAGGGCUUGGUCUUUCAAGCACUAGCACCAGGUUUCAAACCCGAGUCAAGUCAGCUUGGAAUUUUUUUUUCUGAGGUGUACUAAUCGGGCUCUCUACAUUGGGGAUUGUGGAUCCCUCGUCUUCUUGGAUAACGACGUUAAGCCGAUGGUCCCAUGCCCACAAUUAGCUAUAUCGAGCUUAACAGAUUGGCGCAUUGAUAAGCGAGCAUGGUUGGAGGGCGACUGUUGGUAACCCUUUCCCUUGGACUCGUGUUCAUAGUGGUAUGCCAAGGUCAGGACCCUCCUGCAUUCCAAGGGAGGAAAGACUGGACUUUAAGCAUCAAAACAGGUGCGAGAUGGUACGCCGGUACAAAUGCCAACAUAUUCGUGAAGCUUUUUGGAACGAAAGGCGAGACUUCGAGGAAGGCAUUAAAUAAUGGCGAUAAAGACGCAUUUUCACGCGGCAAGUUGUCGACGUUUAAGGUCAAAGCUAGGGAUAUUGGCGAACUUCAACGAGUUACAGUCAUUAACGAUAACUCGGGACCCGCGCCAGGAUGGUUUCUUAAAAAGUUCACGGUUACGGACCCGGCAGGAAACCAGUUCGACUUUAAAGCCUCGGAAUGGCUGGCGAGUGACUCGAAGCUCAAGAGGGUUUUCUCCAACCCCACGAAGAAGAUGGUCAGCCAACCCGCACCAGCAGUCGCUGCUCCCACAACAUCUUCAGCAACUGAGACAACACCAGCCCCGACAACGGCGCCACCUACCACAAACGCACCAACUGCAAACGCACCCACUACAAAUGCACCCACUACAAAUGCACCCGCUACAAACGCACCCGCUACAAACGCACCCGCUACAAAUGCACCCACAACUAGUGCACCCUCUACUAAUGCACCCGCUACGAACGCACCCUCUACUAAUGCACCCGCCACAAAAGCUCCUCCCACGCCUGGCGCCACACCGGGAGCAACCAGCGCAAAGGCUCCAGCAACCACGCCUUCUGCCGCGACACAGCCACCGACAACGAACGCUGCUACCAAAGCUCCUCCUCUGCCACCGAAACAACCACAAACCACAUUACCAAAGGCCCCUGCGCCCAUGCCUCCCCCUGGAGCCAAUCACGCCGUCAUAGCACCUAAAAAGCCCCCAAAUCCACCUGCACCAGCAUCUCAGCAACCAGCAGCCAUUGCGUUGCCAAGUUCAUCUGGUAACCACAUGGCUGCCGCCAAAGUUCCUCCGCCGCCACCGAAACAACCACAAACAACAUUACCAAAAGCUCCUGCUGCCGCCAAAGCUCCACCGCCGCCACCGAAACAACCACAAACAACAUUACCAAAAGCUCCUGCUGCCGCCAAAGCUCCACCGCCGCCACCGAAACAACCACAAACAACAUUACCAAAAGCUCCCGCAAAGCCUGCUCAGGCCCCCAAACCAGCAGCGAUAUCGUUACCACAGCCACCACACAUCGGAGCUACACCCAAGGCUGCCCCAUCUACGGCUGCACCCACCUCGGCUGCCCCCGGCUCCACUGCUGCUCCAGCUUCAAGUGGUACAACUCAAGGAGUCGCGACAAACGGACCAACGGUGGCGACCACGCCCAAGCCCAACGGCGGAACAGGAAUGAUCCAGUACCCUCUCUUAACAUCGAUGAACUCUGUCCGCCUCAUUCACGGCGCCGGCCCACUUGUCACGGAUGAGACUAUCACAAAGAAAGCGCAAGAAUGGGCCAAUAAGAUUGCCGCGUCUGACAAGGAAGGCAUCGAUACCGACUCGCCUUAUGGUGCGCUAAUCUGCAGCCGAGUGGACCCCAUUCAGGAUCUGGACCUAGCAAAGCAAUGUGUCGGGCAGUGGUACAAGACAGCGAAGGACUACGACUGGGCCGAGCCCGUCGUACCUGGGAAGGCCGGUAGCUUCGUCCAACUCAUAUGGAAGUCGGGUCGUCGUGUUGGUAUCGCAAAGGCGCGAAGCCCGUCCGGAAAAUUCUACGUCGUGGCUUAUAUCGAUCCUCCAAGCAGCGAACAGAACAUGAAAGACAAUGUGGGGUCUGUCAAAGAUCUUGUCGAGCCAAGCGAAAACGGUGAAUGCCCGGCUGACUUCGUCCGCAACGAACGUUCUUGCUUCUUCCAUCAACAAACACCACUGACCUGGGAAAAUGCCAUCGCCCAAUGUGCACAAAAGGGCGCAUCCCUUGCAUCCGUUCAGACAAAGGAGCAAAACACUUUCGUCAGCGGCCUUAUUGGCGGUAAGGAGGCCUGGAUCGGUUUCCAUGACCACCAAACAGAGAGUAGAUACACGUGGGUGAACGGCGCGCCCGUCAACUUCCACGAGUUCCUUCCUUCUGAGCCAACCGGUGUUGGCGAGGACUGUGUCGCCAUGGAAACCAGAGCAGAGGGAACGGGAUGGGCGGAUCGCAAAUGCACGGACAAGAUACCAUCUGUGUGCAUGAUGCCUGUCAGAGGCAACCUGACAUACAAGAUCACAGUCCACGUGCAGAAAGAUAACAUUACCCAAGGCCAAGGUCAGGGUCAAGCCCAAGGCCAAGGUCAGGGUCAAGCGCAGGCGGUAGCCCGAGACGGAACACCUCAGAACCUAGCCGAACUCGUCAAGAAAGUGAUCAAGAUGCCUUACACUCAAGCAUUCAGUGAAGGGCCAGGUGGAGGACCUGAGUUUGUUGGUGAAUCCGUCAAUACAAACCCCGAUGGGUCUUCAGAUGUAGCAGUCUUUCAAAAGCAUAACCCCAAAGAUGACCCGAAUGUCGGGCUUGUUCUCGCGGGAUACCUCGAGAAUAACCAGCAUCGCCUGAGCCCGAAGAGCAAACACAAUGCCACUCUAUCUUCCGUCGAGCUGGUCAAUGGAGGUGAUGGUCUGUGUGUGUCCCAGUGCUUCACGGCCUGCUCCAGUCAGUGUAACCCUGUAUGUUGUACUGGUACCACCACAUUUGGCGCGGCUGCAUUCCCCGCACCUAUGAUACCAGCCACACCCAUGAUGAUGCCUCAGGCGCCUAUGACGCAACAGAUGGCGGGAAACCAGAUCCCGUACCAUGCUGGGUAUCCGGCCCCGUAUGUGAGCUCGUAUAGAGCGCCUCAAGCCUUCCCACAAGCCUUUGCGCGCCCGAUGGGGGCAUACCCUCAACAGCCUCAGCAGCAACUACCUCUGUACCAGGCUCCCGCGCGACCCGUCGCUAAUUUUGCAGCAUACUCUAUCUCGAACCAGGCCCCUGUCAUGGCUCCACCUCCUUACCAGGCUCCCGAGACGGUCGGUUGCGUACGUGGUUGCCGACAGGCCCACCACUGUCCGAGUUACUGUCCGAAAAAAUGCUGCCAUCAUUAGCGAAGAACCAAAAGUAAAAAAAAAACUACCUUAAAAAGGGGAAUAAGCUUCCUUGAAAAUAUGUAACAAAACCCGUAAAUAUGUUCAAUGCAAAGGAAACUCUUAGGUUACUUUGGAUUUGAUUUUAUUUUUUCCAUGAAAAAGUAACGGCUCAGGAUAUUAGCAAUGUGUACUCGCAUCUGAGGGUGCAACGAUGCUUUCCCCGGAGUGUGUAGCUUCUUGUUGUUAGUCUUAAGAUACGCCAUUUAGUUGUGAAAAGAAAAAAGUUUUUUUUGGGCGUAGUGUUGAAAGGAGCUGCGUGUCAAUUAAAAAUCGCUACUAUUUUAUUUUAUUUUAUUCUAUUUUGAAUCACUAUAAAUGACAAGGCUUUAUAAGCCAGCUGGCUGCAUUUGGUAUGAAAUGCUAUUAUGUCUUGAUAAUUAUCUGUGUAUUAACUGUGUAGCAUGAACUAAUGCGAAAAUACAGAAAAAUACAAAUAAACCUAACACAAGUUUAACUAUAA
Messenger RNA from Nematostella vectensis (starlet sea anemone), 3972 nucleotides. RefSeq lists its product as uncharacterized. Gene Ontology annotation, molecular function: protein binding; signaling receptor activity. The transcript has 27 exons. The record is from RefSeq and is a predicted model, not a curated record. The coding region runs from base 369 to 3470 and encodes 1033 amino acids. NCBI's taxonomy places the organism in Eukaryota, Metazoa, Cnidaria, Anthozoa, Actiniaria, Edwardsiidae.